Molecule: messenger RNA, 1715 nt
Organism: Impatiens glandulifera
Lineage: Eukaryota; Viridiplantae; Streptophyta; Magnoliopsida; Ericales; Balsaminaceae
Product: ALA-interacting subunit 3-like
Exons: 8
Coding region: 367-1410 (347 amino acids)
Cellular component (GO): plasma membrane; endoplasmic reticulum; Golgi apparatus
Source: RefSeq, a predicted model, not a curated record
UCUUUCUAGAAACAAACAGAGGGUUCUUUCUUGUUGCAGCCGGCUCUAAACGACCACGACGACGACGACUCGUCUUUUGUUUUUUUUUCUUCUUUCUUCGCACCAACCCAACCCAACCCAACUGCAUCUAACAUUCGUCUCUCUUACCUUUCAAAGUCAAUUCUCCAUUAACAAAAUUCAUAAUAAGAGAGAGAAAGAAAGACAACCCCGAUCGGGAAACCCUUCUGCAAUUACAAGGAUCAAAUCAAUUCGUCUAUUAUAUAACGAAAUUCAUCCGCAGCUGUUCUCCUGUUCGUCGGGUGUUGAUCAAGUUGUUUGAUUUUUCCUGCUUAGGUUCCUAAAUAUUUAUUAGACAGGGGAGAAUUCAUGAGUUCGGCCGCUCAAACAUCUAGCGCCGGAGCCACCGCUGCUGAAUCUUCGGGGAAUAAGAGAUCCAAGCGACCCAAAUAUUCAAAGUUUACCCAACAGGAGCUUCCUGCUUGCAAGCCUAUUCUGACUCCAAAAUGGGUAAUAUCAUCCUUCAUACUUGUCAGUGUAGUCUUCAUUCCCAUUGGGGUUGCUUCGUUGCUUGCUUCACGUGAGGUGGUUGAAAUCAUUGAUCGUUAUGACACGGAAUGCAUACCAGCGCCCUUUAGGAAUAACAAGGUCAAUUACAUUCAGACUACCAAUGAUACUAAGUGCAACAGGAACAUAAUUGUACCGAAGAAUAUGAAGCAGCCUAUUUAUGUGUAUUAUCAGCUGGAUAAUUUUUAUCAGAACCAUCGCAGAUAUGUGAAGAGUCGAAGUGAUAGUCAAUUGAGAUCUUCCAAUAGUGAGAACGAAACAAGUUCAUGUAAGCCUGAAGACACUGUUGGUGGAGUGUCAAUUGUGCCGUGUGGUCUCAUAGCCUGGAGCUUGUUCAACGACACUUACAGCUUUUCCCGUCAAAACCAGAAUUUGGCUGUAAACAAGAAGGGAAUCUCGUGGAAGAGUGAUAGAGAUCACAAAUUUGGAAAAGAUGUCUUCCCUAAGAACUUUCAGGCCGGAGGCCUCAUUGGGGGUGCAAGCCUAAAUUCAACCGUACCGUUGAGUCAGCAGGAGGAUCUCAUCGUUUGGAUGAGGACAGCUGCUCUUCCCACCUUUAGGAAGUUGUAUGGAAAGAUAGAGGUAGAUUUGACUAAAGGCGACCAAAUAAGUGUGGUAUUAGAGAACCGAUACAAUACCUACAGUUUCAAUGGAAAAAAGAGGCUAGUACUUUCCACCACUAGCUGGCUGGGUGGGAAAAACGACUUUCUGGGCAUUGCAUACCUAACUGUCGGUGGGCUAUGCUUCUUCCUGGCUAUGGUUUUCACUGUUGUCUACUUAAUCAAGCCAAGGCGACUUGGAGAUCCAUCUUACUUGUCGUGGAACCGAGCUCCUGGAGGAAGAUAAGCAAGAACGCACCCAUUUCGGCUUUGAGCUGGAUUGUAUGAUGCUAGUGGACGACAUUGUUUUUCUUUUUUGUUUUUAAUUCUCAACCGAGAGUGGUAUUAGUCGUCUUGUUUCUUCAUCUUCUGUUGUUAUGGCCAAAUAUGUAAAAAUUGUUGACUGUCUCCUCCUGUGUCUAUUGUAAUAUGUUGUCAUUUGGAAGUGCUUGUAGAAAAUCUGAAAGCAUGUAUUCUUUUUUUAUGGAUUGGGAUAUGGGGGAUUCAGUUCCCAAAAGGUUUCCUUAUAUGAAGCAUACCACGAUUUUAGUG